Messenger RNA from Thermothielavioides terrestris NRRL 8126, 502 nucleotides. RefSeq lists its product as uncharacterized. Bases 53 to 367 code for a protein of 104 amino acids. The record is from RefSeq and is a predicted model, not a curated record. Lineage: Eukaryota; Fungi; Ascomycota; Sordariomycetes; Sordariales; Chaetomiaceae. The transcript has 3 exons.
AUGAAGCUCUCCCCUUGUGGAAGUUGUCUGUUAUUGACUUCCCAUCCCUCGCAUGGUGAAGUACAGUUGCCACAUUGUCCUUUUCGGUCAAAUCCGCAAAGAGGGCUGGCGUGACGACCAUAUGAGAUUCCGGAAGGUUCUGAAGGAGGACGAGCUCUGCCCAACCUGCGAGAAGCGGCUGGAACGGGAGAUGUGCCGCACUCUCCACUGGCUGCAGCCUCGGGUCGACUUCACGACUGAAGUCGUGCACCUCUAUCGCAACAACACGGUCAAACGCGUGAUCGAUGCUGCUUGCAAGCAAGGAAAAGAAUGCAAGCGGAAAAAUGCCGAGCUUUCCGCCCUUCGCAAAAAAGGGCGCUCAGCAUAGGAUGGAACUUCAGGAUACAGACACCGAAUAUGACGAUCUAGAGGAUAGUCCUGCUGAGGAUGACGGUGAGGAUACACUCAGCAGCGCGUAAAGCCCCAACAUGUUACCCGCCCACAUACACACCCCCGGAAGCGA